Egretta garzetta (little egret) is the source of this 10889-nucleotide messenger RNA. RefSeq names its product post-GPI attachment to proteins inositol deacylase 1 (gene PGAP1). The coding region runs from base 372 to 2657 and encodes 761 amino acids. The transcript has 26 exons. Gene Ontology annotation, cellular component: endoplasmic reticulum. Gene Ontology annotation, molecular function: phosphatidylinositol deacylase activity. Lineage: Eukaryota; Metazoa; Chordata; Aves; Pelecaniformes; Ardeidae. Gene Ontology annotation, biological process: endoplasmic reticulum to Golgi vesicle-mediated transport; GPI anchor metabolic process. The record is from RefSeq and is a predicted model, not a curated record.
UAAAAUUACCCAAGAAAACAGCCAGACGAUACCCAGCGUAUGAGCUCUAUCUCUAUGGGGAAGGAAACUAUGCCGAAGAAAACAAAAAUCUCCUAUUAACAGGAAUUCCAGUUCUCUUUCUUCCUGGGAAUGCUGGCAGUUACAAACAAGUACGCUCUCUUGGCUCCAUUGCACUUAGAAAAGCAGAAGAUGUUGACUUCAAGUAUCAUUUUAAUUUCUUCAGUGUCAACUUUAAUGAGGAGUUGGUUGCAUUGUACGGUGGUAGUCUGCAACGACAGACCAAGUUUGUGCAUGAAUGCGUAAAAGUAAUUCUUAAGUUGUACAGGGAUCGAGAAUUUGCACCGACCAGUGUUGCGAUAGUAGGUCAUUCUAUGGGUGGUCUUGUUGCAAGAGCAUUGCUUACUCUGAAGAAUUUUAAGCCUGAACUUAUAAACAUCCUCAUUACGCAAGCCACACCUCAUGUUGCACCUGUAAUGCCUUUAGACAAAUAUCUUACCGAUUUUUAUACAGCUGUAAACAAUCAUUGGAUUCUAAAGGCCCAAGACUUAAGAAAUUUAACUACCCUUUCUGUGGCGGGAGGAUUCAGAGAUUACCAAGUUCGUUCAGGACUGGCUUUUCUACCAAGAUUGAGUCAGCAUGACAGUGCCUUAUCUGUUGUGAGCUCAGCUGUGCCUAGAGCUUGGGCCUCCACAGACCAUCUCUCCAUAGUGUGGUGCAAAGAAUUGAUCCUGGCUACCAUUAGAGCUUUUUUUGAUCUCAUAGAUGAAAAUACAAGGCAGAUAACUGAGGAUCCAAAGAAGAGAAUGUCUGUACUGAAUCACCACUUUGUAAGACACCCUGCAAAGAUAUUUGAGGAAAAUCCUGAAGUUUUCACGGAACUCACAGGAGCUUUCAUAUGGAUUACAGUCAAAGCCUCAAAAUGGACUUACUCAGUUUACAAUGAUUCUGAUGGAAAAUAUUUCACAUUUCCUCUUGCAAGCCACAGAAAAUCAUACAGUCAUUUUUACUGUGAGAACAGUAUGUUGGACACAAGUAGCUGGAUUUAUGGCUGCAUCAACAGCAGUUCAUCCAUGUGCCUGGAAGCUACUGAUUUAUCCUGGAAUGCUGAGUUACUUCCAACCACCAAGGUUGUAAUACUGAAACUUCAGGACUAUACUUCUUUGUCCCAUAUUGUCAUUCAGGUACCACCCACCGUUGGCAAUAAGUAUACUUUGGACUGUGAAUUCUUCAAAGAGGAUUCCAGAACAGUACAGCUUCCUGUAACACAUCUUUUUUCAUUUGGGCUUUCUUCAAGCAAAAUUCUGUUAAACUCAACUGGCUUACUUUACAAUGUACAGCUCCAGCACUUUAACCAAAUAUAUCAAGCUUUCAAAAUUUAUAUAGAGAGCCACUGCCAGUCACUCAAAGAAAGAAAACCUAAUGUUUACAGACUUCAUAUACCCUGGUCACAUGAAGACUCAUUAAUUGUAGCAAAAGUUCCGUCUUCUACUGAGAUUUCUGCAAAACUGCAUAUUGCUCAGCCUCAGAAUGAUAGCAGGGUUCCAGAGUUAAAUAUUUACUCUUCCUCAGACUGUCAGUAUGAAGUAAUACUGAAGACUUCACUUACACAGGUUCUUGGGCAAAUAAUAAGAUUCCAUGCUGGUGCUCUUCCUGUCUAUAUUGUUUCUAAUAUCCUUCUUACUUACGGAGGACAAUUGAGCACAUUGUUAUCAACAGGCCAGUGCUCAGACUUUUCCCUUGAACUAGUUAGGACAGCUAAACCCUACAAAGUAGAACCUCUUAUAAGCAUUAUUGUGUUUCUGCAGGGGUUUAACUGGCUUAGAGAGAUAUGGGAAUUGCUGUCACUACCAGAGGUGGAUGCUGCUGUACUGAGUAGUCGGGAUGUAUGGUUCCCCCUCGUGUCCCUGAUCCUAUUUCUUUUUGGGACAGGCAUUGCCUACUGGAGUGGAGUAGUUUUCUCUACAUCUCUCAGGCUCUUCUCAUCAUUAUGGUUAACUCUGAUGAGACCUACUGUACUUCAAAAAGAGAAGUUGAUUACACCCAGAAGACUCUGUGGGGUGUUAUCCCUUGCUUUGGUUAGCUGGACCACUUGUGGUGCAUUUGCUGUGUUCAUUAUUUAUCUUCAAUACUUAUUUAAGGUUAUAAAACUGCAUGUGAAUGUAAGAGCAGAACAAAACAUGCUCAGUGGGGAUUCAGGCCACUCAAAAGAAACUUCACAGAACUCCAGUAUACACACAGUCAAAAGACAGAGUUCCAUGGACAGUAUUUCAGAAGCAACACAAUCUCCUCCCAACAGUACAACAGUUGAUGAAGCCAUUAACAGUCUUAGGAUGCAUGUUACAAUUCUCAAUUUAUUCACGUGGAUUGUGCUGCUCAACUUGCCAUCUUUAAUUUAUUGGUUAAAAAAUCUCAGGUACAAUGUUAGACUUGAUCCUGAUCCAUGUAGAUCAACAGCUAUUGUCAUUGUAUGCAUUUUAGAAAUCCUCAUGAAUUCAAGUACUUCUGAAGUGAAAUCAAGUAAACUCUUGAAGAUCGCAGCCAAAGUUCCACUCCCUUUGUCUGUUGCAAUGUUGGCCUUUGGACGAAUGCAUUUAUACAAAGUACCACACUUUGUAACCUUUUCUCUUCUUCUACACGUGCUGUGUUGUAUUGUGUAACGUUCGUUAUACAUAGGAAGAACACUGCGGCCUAGAAACUUAACGCUGGAGAUGAGGAAAAUUUCAACAAGUAAAUGCCUAGAUUAAUAUCAUCAGUAGUUUACAUUAUGUGGAAAAGAGGACAGAACUGUGAAUGCUUUAGGAAAAGUUCGUGGUUCUGUUCGUGUUGCUUAGAAAGCUUUUCAUGGUGUUUAUUUCCUGACUGAAAAUUAAGUGAAUUAACUCUGUGUGUGUGUAAGCACAUAAAUCAUAUCCUAUCAGUGUAACAUCUCAAUACUCUGUCUGCCUUGUAGACACUUUGAUAUUUCACUAUACUUCUUUGUUGAAACACUUUUUUUUUUUACUCACUAUGCCAUACAGUGCGUAUAUUCUGAACUUGCAUCUCUUGCAGGUCUAAAUUAUGCUGGUUAAAACUCAAUACAUUUCAAGCACACUGUGACUAUCACAAAAACUACACAGCCAAGUAUACUUUUAAUCAUUUUAUGCUACAUUUAAAAGCUGCCACAGCUGUGUCUAGACAAACUAGAAUGUACUGCUUAUAUAGAACUGUUAUUUCUAUCAAACCAUUUGUUCAAUCAGUGCGAGUUGAACAUUUGUGAGAUUACUGAAAGUCUUAUACAUUUUACUUUUUGUGAGAGUGACAAAACAAUAUUCUGUGUAGCUUUCUAUUCAGGAAGGAUACCAGCAGAUUCAUAAACAAUUUGCUCUGAUGUUGUUUUAAAACAUUGCCAGUUUUCUCUGGAAUUUUGUCAAUUCUGAAAUUAUUCCUUGGCCUUUGCCCAUAUGUAGAAGCUAGCAGAUGUUGAGGUAUGGUGUGAUUUUUACAGUGCAGUUAUUGUACUGCACUGUUUCCAAGUAGACAAGGCAGGUUUUUUCCUAUUGUAAACGGAGAAUCAACUGUCUCAUAAUAAAUGUCCAUACAUGAAAUUAAUAUGGAAUAGUUACAACUGUGUAAAUUCAUGCCCUGCCAUACAGUGCUAACUUCAUCAUGUGGACAAACUCUUAGUAAUAGUGGGAAAUACUGACCAUAAUUAUUAGAUCUGUAUAAAGUAUUAUCUUAGUGCCUAGAUGCUACAGUGACUGCCAUUUAUAAUAAAGCCUAAAACAGCUAUGCGUAAGGCAUUCUGUCCCCGGGUACGUGUUCUGCCAACAGAAGAAAUCUCAGUAGCCAUUAGGUUAGAAUGAUGCACUGAUUCUGUGUAGAGAUGAGCCCGCUACUUACUUAUGCGUUAGCUGUCUCCGCUCUGUCCGAGAUACUGGUUAUCUCCAUACAGAGAUACGAGACCAGCUCAAUCAUCUUAGACAAAUAAGAGGAAAUCUGCUGCCCACAGUCAAUCAAGUAUAUUCUCGAUAUAGUAGUACAGCCAGCUUGAUCCAUUAAUUUUAUCCUAUCUCAUUAGUCUUGCCUAAAGUGCCUCAGUUAGUUCUAGUGUGUUAGGGUCAAUUCAUUUGGGCUGGCUGAAAGGAUUCAAUUCACACAGUGACUUACCGAAAUGAAAGACAAAUAUGAAGUAAGCAUGCAUUUUGUCUGCUUAUAUCCAAGUCAGCAGUUCAAGUUAUGAGUAAGUCAUUAAAACUGCUUUAAUUAAAACUAUUACAGUUAACCAAAUCACUGUCGCUGUUAUCCGUAAUCUAUGUGCUGGUAUUCUAUUCUUAAUCUUUUCUGAAAAAGGUUAAUUAUACAUAGUGUCUGUAAAUUGGAAAAAUUAUUUUAAUAUAUUGAUACUUUCUAAUCAAAUGUAUGCUACAGUAUAUGUAUUUAAGAGAAUCUGUGUGUCUAAAUAUACUUGUAGCUAAACCCACCAGUUGGUUUAACCUAAAAAUUGCUGUUUGGACGUAGAAGAAUAGAGUAGUUUUUCUACUUUCAAAUGGCUGUGAAUGAAAGAUGGUGGCAGAACUGCAUUGGGGCUGGUAAAAGGCCAUCUGUGAAAUGUGAAGUAUCUGAUUUCUGUGGAAGAUAGUUUUCCUUGGCCUUCAUGGUCUACUGUGUUUUAAUUCUCAUAUUAUUUUGCCAUCUUAAUGGGUUCUUUAUGCAUAAAUCCAUUUGUCGGAGCUGAUGGUGGAAUAAAAUAAUAAUCAGAAUAAGGAGAGCAAACAGUCUCUGCACGUAGUAGCUUUGAUAGCUUCCAAAAUCUGCCACAAUGUGAAACUUACUGAAUUACAGUAGCAUAGAAUAACACAAUUUUUUUUUCAUUUAAUGAUAUUUUUAAAGCUGGGAAUUAUAUUGGUAGCUGUUAUCGCUCAUUUUCAUGUUGGAGGUAGGAAUAGAUACAAUCCUGAGUGAGAUCCCAGAUGACAGAAUUUGUCACAUCUCCCUCAAUGCUCCCUUUCUUUUCAGAGAUGGUUUACCUUCACUAGUGGAAAAGGAGUGGAAGUCUUACUGCUGCUUUGGGUUUAUAUACAUUCUGUGUCAUUUGCUAGAUGAAAACUGUUCUCAGAAAUGUGCAUCUGGAUUUUGCAGCGAUUGUGGACUGUAAUUUCAGCUGUUUGAGAGAUUAGGUGUCUAAUCCCAACUAGAUUUUCUAUAUAGUCACUGGAGGGGGAUAGGAUUAGAACAAGUUCAGAGAACAAUUCACCCCAUUCUAAGAGAAGAUGAAUUAUCCUACUUGCCAUUCUGAAAAGGACAAGAUUUUAUAGCAGUCUAAAGCUGUUUUUGAGGUAAAAUACAAUGAAUGUUGUUACUUUUGGAGAAGAGGCCUCUGUUAUGCAAAUCUCUUGUUCUGCCACUGUUUACAAUUGUAAUCUCGGCGGAAAUGUAGGCUAACCCAAUAUAAAUACUUCUAAUUGUGUGUAUGAGGAAGUGUAAAUAUUAUGGAAAUAUCCUUUGUUAUGAGUAGGCUGCACUUAUAAAACAAAUAUAUUGUAAUGUCUCUUAGUACCUUUAACUAAAUUAAAAUUCCAGUUUAUUCUUCAAAUUUUAGAUUAUUUAGACUGUGUGGGAGAAGAUCAAGACACAAUUUGUAAUGGAUUAGAACUCUGCUCUAUAAGGAAAGAUUUCUAUUAACAUGCAGACCCAAACUCUGUUGCUCUCCGUUUUCAGAAGUUGAGGUACUAAUUUUGCAAAACCACUGUUCUUCAUCUAUGUGGAUGUUAACCACAUUUAGAUAGAGAUUAUGGCACAUAAUCUAGCAUUUAGGUUGAGAUUAAGCCACCAUUUUUUGGCUUGUACCUCAGGAUACAUUCAAAAUAAGAACUAUUUGUGUGGCUCUUUUCUAGUUCUUUUUUAAUAACCUAUCAGAAAUGGAAUAUAAAAACAGGGUAAGAACCUAGAGUACCAAAUGUCACUAAUUUUAUGUACAGCAUAUAUGUACAGCAGAAUCUUUCUCUGGCAGGGGGAGAUUUACUGAGCAGCUUUUAGUGUCAUCUCCAUACCCUGAAUUGCUCUUGAAGUCUAUAAGCUUUUCUGAUUGAUGUGAUCAAACAUAGUCUUAUCACACUGCAAUCAAAAUAGCUACACCUGUACCUAACAGUUACAAAAGGUCUAUAUUUGUCUGGUAAGGAAAAACUGUGCCCUCUUAACUGUAGUUACCAUAUUUACCGUGAAACUGAAUGUUUGAAUGUUGUCCAAAGGUGGUAUUUUCAGUUUUGAAUUAAAAGUUGGUUGCAAUAUGUCAUGUUUCAACAUCCUGUUAAAAGGGGGAUUGUUGUUCUGGUUGGUGUUUCGUUUUGUUUCAAAAAAACCCACAAAACCACCAGUAACUGGAUUUUAAGUUAAUAUUAUUUCAAAUACUUCGAGUUCUGAUCUGAUUUUUGGUUUUGAGUGGGCUGAUACAUGUAGCAAUUCAUUCCAAAAUACUAAUUUGCUAAGUUUUAAAACAAACAAACGAAUAACAAAACAAAACCCUAAAUAACGUAGUAGUAAUAUAGUGCAGAAGACAUAGAGACUGCCUGUAUGUCUAAGUGAACUUUUCAACUAUAACCUAAUUGGGCUAUCUUUAUGUCAGUGUUUAAAAAAAAAAAUAAAAUAAAUAAAUUGAUACUUAAAAAUCCCAAAAAGCAUCAUUGCUUACAUAGGUAUUUUAUACAGUCUUAAUUUUCCAUGUGUUUGCCAGUAACAAGGUUAUGAACUUGUUACUUGAUUAUUAUUUUUUUCCAAAAUCUGAUGCAUCUGCUUCUAAGCUUCGACAGGACAGAAUAAAGUUGAUUAUGUGCCUGUGAAUAAAUGUAAACAUUUGAGAAGCUUUCAUUUGAUCAAAUUUAUUUCAGUACAGUGAUGAGCUUGUUUAGAUUUUUGUCUGGCUUAUACUGAGGAAAAAACCCAGCCAUUUACAGACCUUCAAUACUCUGAGUUACUGAAAAAUUUUUUGGAAGUGGUUACAGUGUCUGUAUGAUAAUUGUGCUGUUGUUUUAAGUCACUAAGCUGCUAGAAAAUUGUUAGUUGUAAACCAGACUGAACUUGUAAUGCUUAUUUUCCAUUUCAUGAUGAAUGUUAGUCACAAUUUACAGCUUUGACUUUUUACAUCUCUCUUUUCUGGGAGAUAAUCAAGCUAGCUUUCUUCAGCAUUUAGCACUGGUUUUAAAAUUUUGACCACCGUUCCUUUAGGGGAGACCUACUUUUGUCACCAAAGCUACAUGCUGCUCUUGUGUACAUCUGGAAAUGUGUGCCAAUGCCUGACAAUUGAAACCAGAUUCAUUUUUAUGUUAAAGUAAAAUAGUUUUUCUAUCUUUUUUUAGAUCCAGAACUUUAAGCUGGUAUUCAUAAUAGAAUCCUUAAAAUCUCUAGAAGUUUACUUGAAAACCUUUUGCAAAGAUUAUUUUUUCGCAUGUAUAUUAUUCAUGGAAGAAUGUAUUCAAAGCUUUUAAUCAGCUCAUUUAUCUUAAAGCUUAAAUAAAAUCUAUAAAUUUCAUCUUGUUAGUAAACAUUACUGCUUUUAAAAAUACAUUUAAGGAGAAAAUUCUAUAGCUCUUAGUUAAGGAAAUCUGCCCAGCACCUCAAUUUUUCAGGUAUCUAAGCACGUAACUGCCUCAAAUAUGUGCUUAUUGCCUUGUAACUUGAAGUCAAAACUGCGAUGUUUUGACUUUAAUUUCACUUAAGAUUUAGGCCUCAUUCUGCAUUCUUAAAUGCAAACAGACUUUGCUACUCAUGCUGUCAUAAACAAAUCUUGUAAGCAUGGCCUCUACAGUCAUUGGCAGGUUGUGGCCUAGAUUGUGUAGGAAUCUGUGUGGUAUCAAUCAGCGCUAAUCUUGUGUCAAUAAAGGUCAGGAAUGGCACAAACAAAUUUUUUGUUUUGCGGCACAUCAUUCCAGUUCCUCCUUCCAUACACAGUUGUCCUUGGUUUGCAGUAUCCUUCCACUGUAGUACAAACAUGAUGUUCACAGUAAAAGCAGGCUCUGUGACUCACCUAGUGAAGAUAGGCAGCAACUGUCCCAUAGACUGUUCUUCUACUGCAGUUUUGCAUGUUUGUUGAAAUACCAGCAAAGACUUUUUCUCCCUCCAACUUAAAUAAUUUCAGGGUACAUAAAUUAACUAUAACAUGUGCAAGUGUGUUCAAUGUUUAGUUUUAUAAAAUGCUAAGUGCACUAUUUGGGGAUCAAUUCGGGCUUCAGUAUUUUCCACUUACGUCACUUCGAGUGUGAAAACAGUAUUUGAGACUGCAGCAUCUGACAACUGAAAUAUUUUACAGAAGUCUACAAGUAGUAGACGUGACAUACUUAAUUAGAGUGCCAGACCAAAAUUGAAAUGUGAAAUUCCUCACUGUGAGUUUAAACUUGUAGCUUUCUAGAGCAAAAAAAAAAUACUGUGCCUUAAACCAGUAAAUGAAUAUACUCUAACUGUAGCCUGUGGACUUCUGUAGCCUUAUAUUUGAUUUUUGAAAUUCACCAAAAGUAUUUGUGUGGGUCAUACUGAAACUUGAUUUCGGGGAAACUACUUUUAAAAAAUAUUUUGAUCCCUUUUUACUACGCUUACAGAAAUGAAGAUUUAUGACAAGUACAGUAUAUUUGUGGUUUGAAAUCACACCAACCAAAGUCAGAAAGCUUUAGCUAAUCUUAAUUUCUCAAGUCUUUCUAUUGUGUCAAAAAGAAAAAUUAUGAAGGAAAACUAGUCUCAGAUAUCUGUCUCAACUUUGAAGUCUGUCUGUCAAAUUAUUUUGAAAAAUUUUGUUCUUUAGUUUCUUCAAAAUAAAAAAAAUCCUCUCGUUGUAGUUUAAGCAGAAUACUGUAUUUAAGCCACUGAGUAUCAAUAUAUAAGCCAGUGUGAGAAGAAAACUAGAAUGAGGUGGGGUUGGUGUGUUGUUUGAAGGCUCCAGAAGUCUUGAAUAAUAAAUUUCACUUUUUAGGAAAAAAUAUUCAUAUAUAGAAUGCUGAAAGGGGUUUUUUUGGGAAAAAGUUUAUACAUUCUGUUCUUCUCAAUUCAUUAAAGAAAACCAUAAAUAGUCAAGAUGUUAAAAUCUUGUUUUGAUAUAACAGAAUGAUUUCUUGUGCAUUUUUUCUAAUAUGAAGAGCUCAGGAAAAGCCACUGCUGGCUUUCCUUAUGUGUCUCUGCAGGUUCUUUGUACAUUUUGAACAAAACCCCACAAAUUCUGACCUUUUUUUCCCCCCUCAGUAUUAGUACUGUGUAGCACUGAAUCUUGAAUAAAGAUGCCACUCAAAGCUUAUCAUUGGGCUGUAGAUACUUAGAUAUGCACACAGAAUGACUGUGUGUCAGCUGAUCACAGUAGCUGUUGGAAGCAAUACAAAUCAAAGUUAUUAACCUUCUUUUAUCGAGAACUAACUUGAACCUGGCAGCCGCAAUGCUGCUGUGGCACAACAAAAAACAUGCAAUUUUUGUGUCUUGCCUGCUACUUCCUUCUGUGGGUUAGUUUAGGACUUUUAAAACUCUUGUUCCAGUCACCUAACUUUCUCUUCUUUCUUUUGUCAUGAUGGUGUUUCAGUAAUCCUGGCCAUUGUUGAUUUCCUAGCCACAGGAAUAGUCUAGUAUUAAAAUCAUUGAGAGGGCAGAACUACCUUUAAGGCCUUUAUAUAUGAUGAUUAGUCUAGAAAAAAAUGUGUAACCUAGGCCUAGUAACUUGAUUCCCUACUUAGCUUUUAAUUGUUUUUCCAAGCCCAAAGACAGAAUAAUGUUGGCCAAAAUACCUGUUUGGGGUAACUGGGGGAGAGGGAGAGGACUGUUGUUUGGUCAGUUUUAAGAGGACUUAAAACUUUGAAGAACAAGUAUGUAAGUUUUGGAAAAAUCUAUUGCUUCACAAGCAACCCGUCCUACGUGUUUUUAACUCUUCCUCUGUUUUCAGUUCUUAUAUAGCUAAUGUAAAUCUGGUGGUGUAGGUGGAGCUACCUCUUAAGCUACAGGUUUCUAGAGAUGUUGACAGGGUCUUAUCUGUAAAUGUUUGAAUAACAUAAUAAAUUACUGUGCUUAUUAAAAUGCUUAUAACUGAUUUCUCAGAUACAGAUCAUGCAACGCAUGAUAAGCUUUGGCAAAGUCCUUGUCUUGUGAGAUGCUGAGAAAACCUUGUAGAAUAGGUAUCUUAAGCUAAUGUUUAAAUUGCUGACAGCUUGAAAUCUCAGAACCUUUAAAAACUGUGCUUUUAGAUAAUGGUACUUUUUUUUGAAGUUGAGGGCAACUUGAGUGGGAGCUACUCUAAGAUUUUCAUAUUUUGUUUGAUGGUUUCCCUGUCUGCAGUAUAUAUUUCACUUUUUUUGUCUUUUUUGUCUUUCUUUUUUACCUAAGUGGGCAUGACUUAGAGUACACUGUAUAGCAUAUGCUCUGCUAAAUAAACACUUCUGGAUAUUUUUGUAUGGUGUUCUAACAUGGUUGCAUUAGUACAAAUGGUUGUAAUUCACAAAAAGUGCCACUUACCAGUCAUACUCUGUAGAGUGUUGUGAAUGUUACCUGUACUUCUGUUGUACAAACACGCUGAAGAGUGUCGUUUGCCUUUAGUCUUUGCUCAGGUACUCAUGUGGAGCGGUUUGGUGCUUUUCCUUCUGACUUGUAAUACUUGGGAUUCUAAGCAGGAAAUAAAAACAGUGAACAAAAGCAUUGUGUUAGAACAGUACUUUAAGUAACACACUUUUUUCACAUCUCAAGUAGAAUACAAUAAAGAUCAUACUUGAUGAAGCUCGUCUCAGUAUCUUAACUCGUGCACCUUAGGCUGUUAUACCUGCCUUGCUAUCAUGAAUGGGAAAUGCAAUAAAAUGGAAGAAGUUUGGUGAAUAAUGUAGUUUAUAUAGAAUACUGUAUGUAUAAAAUUUAUUCUUAGCUAAACUAACUCAUUUUAAAUCUGCCUUUUGUUCUAG